This is a messenger RNA of [Candida] anglica, 849 nucleotides long. The record is from the annotation of a GenBank genome assembly. NCBI's taxonomy places the organism in Eukaryota, Fungi, Ascomycota, Pichiomycetes, Serinales, Debaryomycetaceae.
AUGGCUAAAAGUGAACCGCUUGAUGAAAUUCAAUGGAAGAGUCCUGAAUGGAUUCAACAAUUCGGUCUCCAUACACAAAAUGUAUUAGAUUAUUUCUCUGAAUCUCCAUUUUAUGAUAGAACAUCAAAUAAUCAAGUUAUUAAAAUGCAAUUACAAUUCCAAACGGUUCCCUUAAAUGUACAUCCUCAAACAUAUAUUGAGAGCAAAUUAUUAGAAAUGGUGGGGAUCGAAUUUGCUAUAGUGCAUGUCAAAGAACCGGGCUUUUGGAUCAUUCGUAAACAAAAUAGAUUAAGUCCAACUUCAACCAUUGUUCAACAAGAUUAUUAUAUAAUUGGUGCAAAUAUUUAUCAAGCACCAAAAGUAUACGACAUCUUAUCGUCAAGGUUAUUGUCAUCAAUUCGAUCUGUGAAAUCCUCUUUAGAUCUAUUAAAUAAAUUAAGUAAUUAUGAUGUUGGAUAUGGUGGUCAUUCAUAUCCAAGUAUUAAUGAUCGAUCGAAUAUUGAUCAGUCUGUGACCAUGACAAAUACAAACACAGUGGCCAACACAGUGGCUAACACUGCAACCCCAAUGAUAAUGACUCCAAGUAUUGGCACUGGAGGUAAUAUUGGGGGCAAUAAUGCGGCUACCAACUCCGCUUCAAACACUAAUAUUAAUACGGUUAUAAAUCCAAAUAUUGCAAAUAAUAGUACUAUCAAUAAAAUCCUGUCAAGUACAUUUGAUGGACUUUUGAGCUCAGUGAUGAAUCUGGCUGAACAGGGGACAUAUCUUGAUGACAUCCCAUUGUAUGGUAAAGGCAGUACAGUUGAAAGAAUGGAUCUAAAGAUAAAUCUUGAAGAUGACGAUGAGUAA